Molecule: messenger RNA, 5385 nt
Organism: Macrobrachium nipponense
Lineage: Eukaryota; Metazoa; Arthropoda; Malacostraca; Decapoda; Palaemonidae
Product: zinc finger protein OZF-like
Exons: 12
Coding region: 2768-3442 (224 amino acids)
Biological process (GO): regulation of transcription by RNA polymerase II
Cellular component (GO): nucleus
Molecular function (GO): RNA polymerase II cis-regulatory region sequence-specific DNA binding; DNA-binding transcription factor activity, RNA polymerase II-specific
Source: RefSeq, a predicted model, not a curated record
CCACUGAGAGCGUUAGUGACCGCAAAGCGACAGAAGCCACUCGCAAUUAUUCGUCAAUAUCAGUCUUGAAUUCUUAUGAUUAUUGUGUAUCUUCGUGUAUAUUUUUCAAUAUACACCUGUGGAUGAAUACGGUUACGACACGACUACAGAUGGAAACAGCUGUUUUGAAGAGCUGAUGCCGGUUCCAAGUUUUUAUCAUUGAAGACCUUCAGAUCGCACUACAAUACAUAGUUAAAAACUGCAGUUUUUGAGAAGCUGAAAGUAGUUCCAUGUUUUUACAACUGAAGACUGUCUGAUUAACACUGUGAGGGUGAGAGCAGCUCUUUAUGAACUUAGUGUGAAGAGGAAUCAGAACUGGAAAAGACAGAAAAGAAAGAGAAUUAAUAUUACCACAACAGACAAAACUGCAGUUCACUACAGUUCCAAGUUUUUGCAACUGACGACCAUCGGAUUGACACAGUGAGGGUGAGAGCAGCUCUUUAUGAACUUAGUGUGAAGAGGAAUCAGAACUGGAAAAGACAGAAAAGAAAGAGAAUUAAUAUUACUGCAAUGGAUGAAAGCUGCAGUUUUUGAGGCGCUGAAGACAGUUACAUGUUUUCACAGCUGAAGACUGUCACGUGAGUGCAUCUGAUCUCGUUGAAAUUGACACUGUGAGGGUGAAAGCAGCUCUUUAUGAACUUAGUGUGAAAAGGAAUCAGAACUGGAAAAGACAGAAAAGGAAGAAUCAAUGCCAGGAUUCCUCUGCGUGAAUGCUUGAGCUACGGAGAGAGUCUCAGAAAUGUGCAGCCACUCUGUGUUGAGCAAAGCUUAGUUAAUUUAAGAGGCUUUCAUACUUCCUCUGAAUUGAAAUCUACAAGCCAUGGAAUCCAAACUGCUGACCGAUCUAGGCCAAAUUUUGCAUGUGGUCCUCAUUUGACCAAAGGAAGGUUUUCGCUUAGGUUUCACACCCGUACUACCCCCACCCUACGGGCUACCUAAUUUACUGCAGGUCCCAGCAAAGUGGGAAAAUAUGCCACCAAAAAAACCGCUUUCCCUUGGGCGAAAGACUUCAUCAGCCAAAAGGACGGCAGCAUCCAGGGCAGCGGAAACAUCAGAUCAGAGGAAGGCCAGACAAGAGUACCAAAGGAAAAGAGUUGCUGCAUCCAGAGCAGCAGAAUCACUGGAACAGAGGAAGGCCAGACUUGAAGUUAUGAGGAUAAGAGCAGCUGCAUCCAGAGCAGCUUUACGUCAGAACUCCAAAAAAUCUCUUCAUUCUGGUGAUCAUAAUAAGGAGGAAAUGAAGUCUGUACCAAGUGUGGGUGACUUCGUUUUAAAUCCAGAAAAAGAUGAGAAACGUGUUAUCUAUGUUUCAGAUCUUGUUUACGUUGUUGAUAAAUUAGAUGAUAGUUUGACUGUGGAUAUCUCAAAUACAGAAGAGCAGUGUGGCAUAGAAUGUGAGGCUAAUGAAACUGAGGACCCGUUAUCCGGGCUAGAAGUUGAGCCUAAAGUUGAAACUGUUGUAGAAGAGGAAGAAGAUUCCAGUGUAAGAGAUGAUUACUUCGUAGAAGUAAAGGAGGAAAUUGAAGAGACCCCUGAAAAUAUGGACCUUCCCUUUUAAUAUGUUAAGUCUUUGUAGGCAAGCCAGUUGUAGACAGAAGUAAAUUUACUUUGCAUUUUAACCAUAACGAAAGUUGUUUUUGGAAAGCUGUGUUUUGUAUUUUUCUGUAUACGUACUGUAUUAAAGUUUUAACAAGGGUUGUGGAGUUUGUGUUAUUUAAAAAUAUUAUUACUAGAUUAUAUACCAAUUUGUGAUGCAUUUUUCGUGUUAAACUGCUAAGUACUACUGCAAUGUUGAAAGGGGAGACUGAUAGUCAUUAUUUUAAGUUUUAACCUAAAUUGUUUCCAAGACACUACAGCAUUGCUUUAAAAUAUUUGUAAAUGGUAUUUGGGUAAGUGGUAUUUGCUAGUUCCUCAACAUGAUUUUUACCUGCUGUUUCCUAAGCAGUCCCGGUUUAGCUGCAGCAUCAGUUAACAGUGUUUCGGUUUUUGACACUCGGCUAAUGACGUCGUUAACUAGAUUUUUGUAGCCAGUAAGCAAUUUUUGGCUCCAGUAAGUGUUGCUAGGCAGUUUAUCGGUGUCGGUAGCAAUUUUCAGCUUUAGUAAGGAGUUUAUCAUUGUCAGUAAGCUGUUUAUCAGUACCAAUCGUCGCUUACAGUGUGUUAAACAUUUUGUUGCCAUAAUUAUUGUGAUGUUCUGGUUAACAGUGAUUAUCAGUUAUCGGCUCUCAGGUGGGAAUUGAACCCCCUUCGUUAACCGGGCACUGCCGUACUUGGUUAUUAGAUUACAGCUUUGUAAUGCUGUUUACUUUUAAUCACACAACAUUGGAAUUGUUGAUGACUGUGGUUCUUUUGAGGUAAGAUAUUUGGAUGCAGAAAACCUGAUAUUUUCUAUUUGGUUUGGUCUUGGUAUGCUUAUCCUGUAUGAAUUUCAUAUCAUUUUUGUGAGUGACACAUAUUCUCAGAAAAUACAAAUGACAAGUAGCCGUUCUUGCAUUACAGACAUUACAGCUAUCAUUCUUUUGUCUCAUAAGCUUCUGUCUCAACUUGAUUGUACCAUUAUAAGUGUAGAAAAUCAAGAAUUUAAAAUAAAGGCAAUUUCAUAGUUCAGAAUAAUGAGAUUAACAAUAUUCACAGGUCAGGAUGCCUUUGCAUGAAUCUUUCAGCUACUGAGAGAGCCCCAGAAUUGUGUAGCCACUCUGUGUCCGGCACAGUUUAAACUUAAGAAAAUAUGCCACGAAAGAAAAGGUCUUCCCUUGGGCGAAAGACUUUAUCAGCCAAAAGGACGGCAUCAUACAGGGCGGCGGAAACAUCUGACCAGAGGAAGGCUAGGCAGGAAUACCAUAGGAAAAGAGUUGCUGCAUACAGAGCAGCAGAAUCUCUGGAGCAUAGGAAAGCCAGACUGGAAGAUAUGAGGAUAAGAACAGCUGCAUCCAGAGCAGCAAAAUCGCUGGAACAUAGGAAGGCCAGACUUGAAGCUAUGAGGAUAAGAGCAGCUGCAUCCAAAACAGCUUUACGUCGCUUGUUCCAGGGUCAGAACGCCAAAAAAUCUCUUCAUUCUGUUGAUCGUAAUAAGGAGGAAACAGAGUCCAUACCAAGUGUGGGUGAAUCCGUUUUAAAUCCAGAAAGAGAUGAGAAAAGUGUUAUCUAUGUUUCAGAUCUUGUUUACGUUGUUGAUAAAUUAGGAGAUAAUAGGUUGACUGUGGAUAUCUCAAAUACAGAAGAGCAGUGUGGCAUAGAAUGUGAGGUUAAUGAAAUUGAGGACCCAUUAUCUGGGUUAGAAGUUGAGCCUAAAGUUGAGACUGUUGUAGAAGAGGAAGAGGAUUCCAGUCUAAGAGAUGAUUAUUUCGUAGAAGUAAAGGAGGAAAUUGAAGUGGCUCCUGAAAAUAUUGACCUUCCCUUUUGAUAUGUUAAGUCUGUCUUUGUAGACAAGCCAGUUGUAGACAGAAGUAAAUUUACUUUGCAUUUCAACCAUAACGAAAGUUUUUUUUGGAAAGCUAUGUUUUGUAUUUUUCUGUAUUGAACUGUAUUGAAGUUUUAACAAUGGUUGUGGAGAGUUUGUAAUAUUUGAAAAUAUUAUUACUAGAUUAUAUACCAAUUCAUAAUGCAUUUUUUAUGUUAAAUUGCUAAGUGCUACUGUAGUGUUGAAAGAGGAGACUGAUUGUCAUAUAUUUCAAGUUUUAACCCAAAUUGUUUUCAAGACACAAUCAGCAUUGCUUUUAAAUAUUUGUAAAUGGUAUAUGGGUAAGUAGUAUUUGCUUGUUCCUCCACUUAAUUUUUGCCUGCUGUUUCCUAAGCAGUCCCGGUUUAGCUGCAGCAUCGGUUAACAGUGUUUUGGCUUUAUGACACUCAGCUAAUGAUGUCGUUAACCAGAUUUUUGUAGCCAGUAAGUGAUUGUUUGCUCCAGUAAGCGUUGUUAUCCAGUUUAUCAGUGCUGGUAGCAAUUUUCAGCUUUUGAAAGGAGUGUAUCAUCAUCAAUACGCUAUUUAUUGGUACCGAUCGUCGCUUAGUGUGUUAAACACCAUUUAUUACCAUAAUUAUUGUGAUGUUCUGAUUAACAGUGAUUAUCAGCUGUCGGCUCUCAGGUGGGAAUUGAACCCCCGUCGUUAACCGGGCACUGCCUUACUUGGUUAUUAGAUUACAGCUUUGUAAUGCUGUUUACUUUUAAUCUUGUGUAAUUUGGACAUAUUUUUUAUGCUGGAUAUGGUUGGAAGAUGAAGCUCAGCAAAUACAUGAGGGGUGCAAUUUCACAGAGAACCUUUGCAUCACACAACAUUGGAAUUAUUAUGACUGGGGUUCUUUUGAGGUAAAAUAUUUGGAUGCAGAAAACCUGGUAUUCUUUAUUUACUUUAGUCUUGGUAUGCUUAUCCUGUAUGAAUUUCAUAUAUCAUGCUUGUGAGUGACACAUAUUCUCACAAAAUGCAUAUGAGAAGAAGCCCUUCUUGCAUUACAGACAUUACAGGCAUCAUUCUUUUGUCUCAUAAGCUUCUGUCUCAACUUGAUUGUACUAUCAUAAGUUUAGAAAAUCAAGAAUUUAAAAUAAUAAGGCAAUUUCAGAGUUCAGAAUAAUGAGAUUAACAAUAUUCACAGGUCAGGUUGCCUCUGCAUGAAUCUUUCAGCUAAUGAGAGAGCCCCAGAAUUGUGUAGACACUCUGUGUCCGGCAUAGUUUUAACUUAAGGUACUUCCAUGCCUCCUUUGAAUUGGAAAUCUACAAACCAUGCAAGUCCCAGCUUUUCUCAUUCUUUCAAGUAUAAAUAUAUGUACUUCAACUGCCUAACUUUGUAUUUUUUUUGUACCUAAAUUAUCUAAAUUAUAAUAGAAAAAUUGUUCCAUCUAUGAGUAUAUCUGUAAAUGUGACUGUAACUUAACUUGUAUGUAUGAAAACUUGUGCUCUAUAGAAAUCCCCUACUUGACAGAUCUAGACAAAAUUUUGUGUGUGGCCCUUAUUUGACCCAAGGAAGGUUUUCACAUAGGUUUCAAACACAACUCAUGCAAUCCAGGGUACUUUAUUUACUUUGGUUCCUGGCAAAGAGUAGGAAAGAACAACUCCACAAAAAUUUCAUAAGACAAAAGUUGCUCAUUGGGUUGGGUUUCGUAUGAAAAAUUUUUGUUACAUCCCAGGCUCCCUUGAGAAGGGGCAGCCCUUUUAUGUACUUAUUCGUCAAGAAUUAUUUUUUAUGGUUGAAACAGAUACUCUUAAUCUUAUUUAACCUUUAUUUUACUUUGGCAAUCCAGUGGUCGAAAAGCCAAACCCUGAUAAUUAAAUUGUCUUUUAGAAAAUAACUGCACAUUUAAAUGCAAAAAUUAAAAUUAUAUAUAAACCUUAAAAUAACACUGAUCCAAUUAUC